CGCUGGCCGCGCGGCAGCCGGCGCCACCACCAGAGGAAGCCGAGGCUCCGGCCGGCCGCGCUUCGUUUUUGAUCGACGGCCACGCUGUGGAGGCGCCCUCGGGGUCGGAAAGGGUCGGCGGGCGACCCCAUGCGCUGAAGCCCGGGGGGCCCUUCGUGGGGCCGGGGGGCGCCUCGGGGACGCCGGCGGGGGCCAUGGUGGAGGUGCGCGAGGUGGACUGCGGCGGGCUCCAGCGCCUCCUGCACCGCGGCGGCGGCGAAGGCGGCGGCAACAACGCGGCCCCGCCAGGGAAGUGCCUCCUCUUGGACUGCCGGCCCUUCCUGGCUCACAGCGCCGGUUACAUCCGCGGCGCCCUCAACGUGCGCUGCAACACCAUCGUGCGUCGCCGGGCCAAAGGAUCCGUCAGCCUGGAGCAGAUCUUGCCGGCCGAGGACGAGGUGCGCUCCCGGCUCCGCUCGGGGCUUUACUCGUCGGUCGUCGUCUACGACGAGCGCAGCCCCCGGGCCGAAGCGCUGCGGGAGGACAGCACCGUGUCGCUGGUGGUGCGGACGCUGCGCCGGGACACGGCGCACACCGACAUCUGCCUCCUAAAAGGUGGCUAUGAGAGGUUUCAUUCAGAAUACCCAGAGUUUUGUAUGAAGACAAAAUCCCCUACGACUCCUCCUUCGCCGACCACGGUAGAGCAUCUUGAGCAUAGCUGCAGCUCCUGUGGGACACCGCAGCACGAUCAGGGUGGUCCGGUGGAAAUCCUUCCUUUCCUUUUCCUCGGCAGCGCGCACCACGCCGCAAGGAGGGACAUGCUGGACACAUUGGGGAUCACAGCCCUGUUGAAUGUUUCCUCCGAUUGCCCAAACCACUUUGAAGGACACUUUCAGUACAAAUGCAUUCCGGUGGAAGAUAACCACAAAACCGACAUCAGCUCCUGGUUCAUGGAAGCCAUUGAAUAUAUAGACUCUGUGAAGAUGUGCCACGGACGGGUCCUUGUGCACUGCCAAGCUGGCAUCUCCCGAUCGGCCACCAUCUGCUUGGCCUACCUGAUCAUGAAGAAGCGAGUUAAGCUUGAGGAAGCCUUUGAGUUUGUCAAGCAGCGCCGGAGCAUCAUCUCCCCCAAUUUCAGCUUCAUGGGGCAGCUACUUCAGUUCGAGUCCCAGGUGCUGGCGACAACCUGUGCGGCCGAGGCAGCCAGCCCUUCAGGGACACUGCGGGAGAGGGGGAAGCCCUCCUCCACACCCACCUCCCAGUUCGUCUUCAGCUUCCCAGUCUCGGUGGCGGUUCACUCCACUCCCGGCAGCCUUCCAUAUCUGCAUAGUCCCAUCACCACUUCACCCACUUGCUAGAGGUGGCCUCUAGGGGCUGCAUCCUGGGACGGCAGAGGGACAGCCCCACCGGCUACCAUGAAUGGCAAUAAAAUACUCUUGCUCAUCUGGCAGCCGGUCAGAACCUAGCCAAAGACAGAGCAAUAAUGGCUGCCAUGGAAGCUGGAAUGGAACCUGUGGGAGAUCCCUUCUUGGGAGAAUGUCUUACCUCAUUUUGAAAAUAUAUAUUAUAGAUAAUAUAAAAAGAUUGACAUUGUGAAAUUCUAGCAGUGUUUUGAGGUUCCAGUGUGCGUGGUGGGUGAGAAGAGAGUGAAAGAAAGAUUAAUGUUGGUGAUGCAGCUGCACAACAUGCUUGCCCGAGCUACUGAACUGAUGUGGGUGUUUGUGUGCACACAUGUACAUACGUAUGUACACAGAGAUGUGUGCUUCCAUUUGGCAUAGUUGGUUGUCAUGAAUUAUUAGUUGUUUGCAGCUGCAGCUGGACUGGGGCCACAGUUUUCCAAAGUGCCUGGCUUUCAAUUUCUUGGUAGGUUAUGUCACAAAUCCCAAACUGCCACUGUAUUUAAUAAUGGUUUCAUUUAGAAGAAGGGAGAAGAAUGGAUAUUUUAUUGCUGAUGCAACUCAGAAUUUUGAAAGUACAGUUGCUGAAACUCUGAUUAAAAAUAUCAGAUCAAAAA
This is a messenger RNA of Pogona vitticeps (central bearded dragon), 1993 nucleotides long. It is a transcript of the gene DUSP4, whose product is annotated as dual specificity phosphatase 4. Gene Ontology annotation, molecular function: MAP kinase tyrosine/serine/threonine phosphatase activity. Gene Ontology annotation, cellular component: cytoplasm; nucleus. Gene Ontology annotation, biological process: endoderm formation; negative regulation of MAPK cascade; protein dephosphorylation. The record is from RefSeq and is a predicted model, not a curated record. Lineage: Eukaryota; Metazoa; Chordata; Lepidosauria; Squamata; Agamidae.